GAAGGGGCAUUCUCCCUGUGUUCCUUUUGAUUUUGAAUCAAAUUCCCGCCCACUCCCAUUUCACUUUCUUACUUCUAUUCUAAAUCAUAGCUCUGUUCUUCUAUCUGAAUCGAGCACUCAAAACGGCAGCCUGAUCUUACCGUUUUAUUCAAACCCGAACCCUAAUGAGAGAAAAUCCUUAAGCAACAUGAACCAUUUCCACAUCUACGAAGCCAUUGGCCGUGGCAAGUACUCGACUGUUUAUAAAGGGAGAAAGAAGAAGACUAUUGAAUAUUUUGCUGUUAAGAGUGUAGAUAAGUCUCAAAAGACCAAGGUUCUUCAGGAAGUCAGGAUUCUUCAUUCUUUAGAUAAUCCGAAUAUUUUAAAAUUUUGCUCAUGGUACGAAACUUCUGCUCACUUGUGGUUAGUUUUGGAAUACUGCGUUGGUGGAGAUCUCAUGACGCUAUUACGGCAGGACAGUAAGUUACCUGAAGACUCAAUUCAUGAUCUUGCCCGCGAUUUAGUUAGAGCUCUGCAGUAUUUACAUUCUAAGGGAAUCAUCUACUGUGAUUUAAAACCAUCAAACAUUCUCUUGGAUGAGAAUGGACGUAUUAAGCUAUGUGAUUUUGGGUUGGCAAGAAAAUUGAGUGAAAUAUCUAAAACUUCUUCUUCUAUGUUACCCCAAGCAAAACGUGGUACACCCUGUUAUAUGGCUCCAGAGCUCUUUGAGGACGGAGGUGUUCAUUCAUAUGCAUCUGAUUUCUGGGCUCUAGGUUGUGCACUUUAUGAGUGCUAUGCAGGAGUACCCCCAUUCGUGGGCAGAGAGUUCACACAGCUUGUGAAAUCUAUCCUUUCAGAUCCAACACCACCACUACCUGGAAAUCCAAGCCGUCCUUUUGCUAACCUAAUAAAUUCUCUUUUGGUGAAAGAUCCAGCUGAAAGAAUACAUUGGGAUGAGCUCUGUGGGCAUGCUUUCUGGAGAACUAAAUUUGCCACUGUUCCCUUACCUCUUCAACCUGCUUUUGAUGAUAUGAUAGAACUUCAUGCGAAGCCAUGUCUCAUAGAACUUAAUGGAGACAGAUCAUUACAAAAUAAAACCCCUCCUAAACAUCGUGAAAAAGAUGCAAAAGGGACUCCAAAGCAUGAUAAGGUAAUCAGGCAUGAGACACCAGUAAAGAGUACACCAAGUAGCCGAAAAAUUCAACCAAAGGCCAGUGGCAGAGUAGUUGAGGACAAACAGAGGGGUCCUUCUGGUGCUAAUAGGGGUGUCAAUCUCCUUAGGCUAUCGAGAAUAGCAAAAUCAAAUCUGCAGAAGGAAAAUGAGAAGGAAAAUUAUAGGAGGCCCAUGCCUAACAGCUCUGAAAAUGAUUCUGAGGUUAAAAUCGAGAACACGGAUAUGGAACUGGAUUUCAAUGAGAACACAGAAGAUGACACACAUGAUGAACCUGAUGGAUCUGAAACCCCUGGCUCCACAAUUAUACCUGAAGAGUCGGAUAGUAACCAACAUCAACUAGAAACCUCACCUAUGGUUAGCACACCCGCCACAGAUGAAUCAAGAACAAAUGAUCAGGACUCAUAUUUAGAGCAUGUUGACAUGGCAGCAAGUGCACUAAGUGCCAGUCCUCAGGUCAAAACUCAGAGAGCUAAAGAAGGCUCAGGGUCAGCCAGUGAAGCUGUCUCUUCAAAGUCAUCCAAUAAUCUUUCGGAGGUCCUUUGGCACCCAUCUGAUCUUUCUGUCAGACCCGUGAUGCCAAGCAGAAAAGCUGAUAAAGCAUUGGAAAUAGUUCAUUCUCUUCCAUUUGAGGCGCUGCAACCAUCUGAUUUUGUCAAAAUGUCUAAGGAACAGCUGGAUACAGUCAAUAGCAGAAUUAUAUCUGUUUUUAAUGGGAACACAAGUAUUGGUGAGAAGCAAAAUCUAAUUAGAUACCUAGAGAUGUUGAGUAGCCAAUCUGAUGCAGCUAAUAUUCUGACAAAUGGGCCAAUAAUGCUUAUACUUGUUAAAAUGCUCCGACUGUCCAAGACUUCCGCUUUGCGUGUUCAACUUGCUUCGCUAAUUGGCUUGUUGAUUCGCCAUUCUACUUUUAUCGAAGAUGAUUUGGCAAAUUCUGGAAUUUUAGGGUCCCUUACUGAUGGCCUCAGGGACAAGCUGGAAAAAGUUAGAAGAUUUUCAAUGGCUGCUUUAGGUGAGUUGCUGUUUUACAUUUCUACCCAGAGUGACCAGACUAGAGAAAACAAUCCGCAAGAAUCUCCAUCAAAGGAUAGCCGUUCUACAUGUGGUUGGCAGGUUCCAAACUCUUUGAUUUCAUUGGUCUCAUCUGUCCUACGUAAAGGGGAAGAUGAUAUAACUCAACUUUAUGCACUGCGGACAAUUGAAAAUAUUUGCAGUCAAGGGGAGCACUGGACAGCUCGUGUCACCAGCUCAGAUUUGAUCAAAAACCUGUGCUAUAUAUAUAGAGCAACAGGGAAACAAGAGAGCAUGAGGCUUUCUGCAGGAUCAUGUUUGGUUCGGUUGGCUCGGUUCAACCCCCCUACCAUCCAAUCUGUUAUAGAAAAGUUAUCUUUUAAAGAUAUAGCAUCUACUCUUAUUAAGGGCAGUCCCCGCGAGCAUCAAAUAAGUUUGAACCUCUUAAACAUGGCCAUGCUCGGAAGCCAUAUGAUCACUAAUAUUGGGCGCCAUCUUUUACCUUUGGCAGAGGAUAAAAAUCUGAUUGGGAGCCUUUUGUCUCUCACGGAACAUGGUAGUGAAAUUUUGAAGGGAAAGGCGCUGCUUUUUAUGGCUCUUCUUUGCAAGAAUGGUAGGAGAUGGCUACCACACUUCUUUUGCAAUCCAAGAUUACUUUCUGCAGUGGACAGGCUGGCAAAAGAGAAAGACAGCUACUUGCAGCAGUGCUUAGAUGCAUUUGUGCGAAUUGUGGCCUCUACUAUACCAAGCUUAUUGGAUGUCAUUACUACAGAUAUUCAGCAAUUGAUGGGAGGAAGGCGACAUGGUCAGAUCUCUGCUAAUACCAACCGGAUUGCGCUAAAGACAAACAUUCAUUUGUUUCCUGUCGUUCUUCAUCUUCUUGGAAGCUCCUCUUUUAAACGCAGAGUGGUGAAUAAUCAAGUUCUGCAGCAAUUGGCAAAUUUGAUCAAGGUUGUGGAAACAUCAUUUCAGGGAAGAGAUGACUUCCAGAUAACCCUUCUUCAAGUUGUUGAAUCGGUUGCAGAGGAGCCUGUCUUAAUUCUUGAAAGCCCUGAUAUCUUCAUUGGUGAAAUUCUUCCAAGUUUGGCUGUCCUAUACAAGGGCAAUAAGGAUGGUGAUGCCAGAUUUCUAUGCCUGAAAAUACUGUUUGAUGUGAUGAUCAUCUUAUUGAAUGAAACUUUUGAGAACGAGCAGAGAUCAGAAGCUUUGAAGUCAAUAUCUAAUAAUCAUUUCCUACCUCUCUACCCAGCACUGAUUGAAGAUGAAGAUCCCAUUCCCAUGUAUGCACAAAAGCUUCUUGUGAUGCUCAUCGAGUUUGAUUACAUCAAAAUUUCGGACAUUAUACAUCUGAAGACGGUCUCUCGAUGUUUUGAGUUAUUUCUGGGGGAUUUAUCAAGUGCCAAUGUAAAUAAUGUUAAGCUAUGCCUGGCUUUGGCAUCUGCUCCUGAAAUGGAAUCUAAGUUACUUACGCAGCUGAAAGUAGUCAGGAGGGUUGGAAACUUUUUGGAGUUUGUGUACGCAAAAGAUAUGGAAGAUUUUCUUGAGCCAACUCUCGGACUGUGUAGGGCCUUCCUUGUUUGUUCUGUUGGCAGUGAUAGAGGAUUAUCAUACAGACAAGAACCGGGACUCUUAAAUGAUGAUACUUCUUCUGAUCAUCAGUAUUGCGUAAGGGAUAUAAUGGACCUGGGUAGCAAUCUAGGUGUGUUGCUGGAGUUGAGUGGGUCCUCCGACUCAAAUGUUGCAGAUAUAGCUUCGGAAUGUGUAGUACUGUUGCUCAAGGCAGCUCCAAGGGAAGCUACAACUGGAUUCCUAACUAACCUUCCCAAGGUUAGUUCAAUCCUCGAGUCGGGUGGCGUGGCCCCCAUUGUUUUGCGGCGGAUGCUGCAUGGUCUCGGUUAUUCUUGCAGGCACUACCUGUUGCAUGCAAUGAUAUUGUCGAUAUCUGUAGCUGAUAUUUCAAGGGUUGAAGCUGCUGUUAUGGAACUCAAAGGUUCACCCCUAACUGAUUUAGCCAAUGCUGCUUUGACAGAGCUGCACCGCCUACCGCGCUGCAUUUAGAGAUUUUCACUGCUGAGAUGCAUCAAAGUUAAGUUUGAUCAUUGAAGGACAUGGAGAUCUUUUGUAAUGCAUUAUAUAGUAUAGAGCCUUACAAUUUGUACUUGUAUUUGUUGAACCUCAGAGGAAGGGUAAGUGGAAUUAAUUACUAUUAAGAUUUCUUUCAGCAAAUAAUUAAUUCCUAUUAUUUACUAUUUUUACUA
Mercurialis annua (annual mercury) is the source of this 4419-nucleotide messenger RNA. Its product is annotated as serine/threonine-protein kinase RUNKEL. The coding region runs from base 188 to 4219 and encodes 1343 amino acids. Gene Ontology annotation, molecular function: protein kinase activity; ATP binding; microtubule binding. The record is from RefSeq and is a predicted model, not a curated record. Lineage: Eukaryota; Viridiplantae; Streptophyta; Magnoliopsida; Malpighiales; Euphorbiaceae. Gene Ontology annotation, biological process: phragmoplast assembly; protein phosphorylation; cytokinesis by cell plate formation. The transcript has 10 exons.